UCGUCCAUGACUCAUUUGCCUCGAUCGAGGGAUUUAAAUCACAAGAUUUGAUUUUUCAUUCAGACAUUGCAUCGAGAAUAAAAUACAGCAAUAAAAUAUGACCACAGUAGACGAAGGUCAUCUUCACCAGCGCUCUGUUCAAGCCUACGAUCAUGCCGAUGGAGAAGCUAAAAAAGUUAUUGAAAGUUUACAGUUUAAAAAUCCUGGUCCACAACUCAUGUUUUCCGAAUUUGAUCCCGAGAAAAGUGUGAGGGAAUUAAGGAAAAUCAAUAGACUUAUAAGCGAUACAAACACUAAUGUAACUCCCAUAGUAGAGAAAGGUAAACGCUCGCGUCGUGGUCGUAAACCCAAGUUUUGGACGAAGUGUCACGAUGGCAAUGGUAGAUUGAUUACGGGCAAUGUGGAUUUGUGCGACUGCCAAGACAAAAAUUGUACAGGAUGUCAUUUUCCUUGCCAUGCUUGUGGUUCAGAGAAGUGUGGCAUUGAAUGUCGACGCAAUCGAAACUGGACAUACUGCAAAGAUGUAUCUACAACUGACUCGUUUAUCUUGAGCUUUAAACAGAGAGCAGAUUCAAGUUCCAAAAACACGUAAUUAUGAAUGGAAGUUCUGGUCAUCUUACGUAUAACGACUUUGAGAUACGACCAAGGUGAAUAUACUGAUUUCGGAAUCAAACAAAUAUCAACGAAAUAUAUUUUGAUUUUUCAAUUUUCUUUGAUAAUAUAACAAACAAAAUGAUAAAUUAAACACAAUCAUAAACAAUAACUCAACAAUUUAAAACCAAUAAAUAAUUGUCCUUUGAGGAAUAAACAAACA
Messenger RNA from Xenia sp. Carnegie-2017, 814 nucleotides. Its product is annotated as ARL14 effector protein-like. Gene Ontology annotation, cellular component: intracellular membrane-bounded organelle. Lineage: Eukaryota; Metazoa; Cnidaria; Anthozoa; Malacalcyonacea; Xeniidae. The record is from RefSeq and is a predicted model, not a curated record.